This is a messenger RNA of Lecanosticta acicola, 2249 nucleotides long. The record is from the annotation of a GenBank genome assembly. NCBI's taxonomy places the organism in Eukaryota, Fungi, Ascomycota, Dothideomycetes, Mycosphaerellales, Mycosphaerellaceae.
AUGCGAGCACACCAAGCAGCCCUGCUGCUCUCAAGCGUCGUGAACUCCCUCUCCUUCCGCUCUGAUACCUAUGCAACUCCCUCGCAGAAUGUCUCACUGGCGCCUAACGCAUCACGUUGGCCCAGCGGACUCCAUCUCGCCGUGGACUACUAUCCAUCCCAGUGGCCCGAAUGGAUGUGGGAAUCCGACAUAGCCCGCAUGGCAUCCAGCAACAUCUCCCUUGUCCGAGUCAAUGAAUUUGACUGGUCUGUUUUCGAGCCCCAAGAAGGCCAAUACAACUUUACGGUCUUGGACACAAUUCUGGAUCUCCUCGACAAGCAUGGUCUGAGAGCUGUUGUGGGCACGCCGACCGCAACGCCUCCGAAUUGGCUGACGGAGAAGUACUAUGUUGAUUUUGUGGAUCGGACGAAUACCACACUGGUGUUUGGGAGUAGGAGGCACUACAGUUUUUCGAGUUUUGAUUACAGGCUGCAAAGCCGGAAAAUUACGGAGGUGCUUGCGAGGCGGUAUGGGAAUCGGAGUGCUGUUGCUGGAUGGCAGCUUGAUAAGUGAGUACACUUGGGUGUCACCGAAAGCACGGUAGCAGCUGCUGAUGCUAUUUGAUUGCUUCUUGCAGCGAAUUCGGCUGCCACGAUACAGUUCGCAGCUACGAUAAAGACGCUAAGACCCGUUUCCGCACGUGGCUCCGAGAUAAGUACACCACGAUCGAGAGCAUGAACGACGCUCAAGGACGUGUCUUCUGGUCAUCGCAGUACGCAUCUUUUGACGCGGUGGAGCCGCCGUUCCUGGAAGUCUACACUCUCAACGAAGCUCACACAUUGGACUGGUAUCACUUCAGCUCGGAUAUGGUGAUCGACUUCGCAAAAGAACAGACCGAGAUCAUCCGUCAACAUGCGCCGAAUCACUUCAUCACGACUAAUAUGAUGGUUCUUUUCACCGACUUCGAUCAUCACAGGUUCAGCAAAGAAGUAGGCAUCGAUAUCGCUACUUUCGACUUGUAUCCUCUAGCUUCAGCGGGUUCCACCCCAGAAUAUUUAAGGACGGGAGAUCCUGAUGUUCAAGCGCUCCAUCACGCUCUAUACAGAGGCGUCUCAGGUGCGAGCUAUGGCAAGACGUCAGGUCCCUUUGGCGUGAUGGAGAUGCAGCCUGGUGUUCUCAACUGGAACCCGUACAGAGUCUCGCCUCUGGAUGGUAUGGUACGUCUCUGGACUCAUGAGACUUUUGCUGCUUCGGGAGAUAUGGUCAAUUACUUCCGCUGGCGACAGGUCCCGUAUGCACAGGAGCAAACGCUCUCCGGGCUCUUUGUCUCGGACAACUCCGAAGACGAAGGAUACACGGAGUCUCAGGUAUUCGCAAAAGAAGAUUUGCCACAACUAGCCGCUCAACAUGUGGUUGAAGAGCCUCAGGCAGACGUUGCUCUGGUGUUCGACUACACUUCUCAAUGGGUCUGGGCUAUCGAGCCUUACAGUGGAACCUGGUCGGUGAAAGAUGCAAGCUAUACGGAUCCUUUGCUAGUAUAUACCGAUCUCGUGUCUGCUUUCUACUCAGCCCUUCGACGCCUGGGUCUCAGCAUCGACAUCAUAUCCGCCGAGCAAUCGCUGACGGGUUACAAGCUGGUCGUCGUCCCCAGCCUGCCAAUCAUCCCGGAAGCCUUCGACAGAUCUCUCCAGAACUUCACGGGCCCGGUAGUCUUUGGCCCACACACCGGCAGCAGAACACCCCACUUCGCCUAUCCACCAGGACUCACGCCCUCAGCCGGGACACUGCGUGACCGUCUCCCCAUGCGCAUCACCCGAGUCGAAACGCCACCCGCAUCCGCCGGCAGCGGCGUUUCGUACGCAGGCACGACGUACAACAUUUCCGCACGGGAGGAAUGGAUUUCCUGCUCCCGAGACAACGCCACGAGCCACAUCACCAUCGUCUAUACCUCCCCGCAUCGACCAGGCACGCCGGCAGCUUGCAGCAAGAACCAUCUGCACUAUCUCGCUUUCAACCCGCCGGUCGACCUUCUCGUUUCGUAUCUGGGCGAUGUGGCGGGUAAUGCAGGGAUUCAAGAUGUGGUGGGGAGAAGAGCGGAUCAGAAAAAUGAUCUGGGGCUUACGAUGAGACUGGCCAGGCGAGGGGAUUUGCUCUGGGCUAUCAACUACAGCUGGGAAGCGCAAGCGCCACCGGAUGUGCCGGGUGACUUGAUCAUUGGCAAGGGAGGAGAUGUCCCAAGUGCUGGUGUCAUGGUGUGGAAGCUGAGAUGA